This is a messenger RNA of Torulaspora delbrueckii, 1956 nucleotides long. It is a transcript of the gene LMO1, whose product is annotated as Lmo1p. The record is from RefSeq and is a predicted model, not a curated record. The coding region runs from base 1 to 1956 and encodes 651 amino acids. The transcript has a single exon. NCBI's taxonomy places the organism in Eukaryota, Fungi, Ascomycota, Saccharomycetes, Saccharomycetales, Saccharomycetaceae.
AUGCCCUCAUCACUGAUACAAGACUUACAAAGAGUUAGGGAGACACUGGAACUGAACAUACUGCUUGUGGAGGACCAAUCAAGAAAAUGUUUUGAUAUAAUUUUUUCCCCUGCUAAUUCAUCUUCUGAACCAGAAGGAUGCCUAAACCUCGUUGGGGACUUCAUUUUGAAAUGUGAUUCAUCGUUCCUGUGCAAAACAGUUAUCACAGAUCUGCAGUUUUGGGAAUUGCUCAAAGAGCUUUUAGCUGAUGCAACAGCUGAUGAACUGGCUAGCUAUAUCAACAGAAUUUUGACCGAAAUUCUUGACCAACCUGGCAGUCAUAAGGAAUCUUUGGCAUCUCUGUGCCAAGCCGUUUCAUCAGAUGAAACGAUUAUGGACACACUUGUUGUGAACCUAUCGACACAACAACUUCAACCUCGCAUCGCUUUGAGAAUCCUGGACUGCAUCAUAGGAUUUCUCACCUGUUUCAAGUUUCUGUCACUCUAUUCACCCUCCGACGCUGCUCAUGUAAUUCCUUCGUUCCUCUUCACAUGUCUGGAUACUGGUCUGUGGGAAACAUUGACCUCAAUGCUUUCCUCUCACGACCUUCGAAUAGAAAUAUUCGAGAAACUUUUGCCCAUCAGAAGGCAGUUGUUCUCUUUUCUAAAGGAUGUUAAGAUAGAUGAAUACGAAACUCCACUUAAGAAGAAACUACUGGUCGCACUCGAUCAUACUAUCAAUACAGGUGCUGCACGGCAAUCAAAAUUUGAGAACAGUCCAGACUUUGACGACUUUGCGAAAAUGAGCUUACUUCAGGCCUUCGAUAUAACUGCAUUUCUCGAAAACGAAAAUUUGACUUUUAAAAAGACUUUCACGGAGCAGUUAUUGUUUUGUUCAGAUCCAUUUCCAUUAUUUUCUGCAUCACUACAUGUCUGUGACACACUGAACAACCUCUUCGAGAAUAUCGAAAUCGAAAGCGGUGGACAAAUUCACAACCUAAGUUUUGUUUUGAACAAGGAGCAAUUCAUGUAUGCAUUGAUGGACAGGCUUCUCAAGAGCUGGGUAGAAGCCAAAGGAAAGAACAUAGAAGACCUCAAUUCAUUACUAGAGCUGAUCCCGAUUACUUUUGAUCGCAUAAGCAAGUCAUUGUCAAACUCUUUGAAUCUCACUCCACAAGGCUACUUUCGCCUUGCGUUGGAUGUUAUCAGGGAAGUAGAUUACAAGUUAUCGCGUGAGUUGCAACUAGACUCAAUAAGAGAAGCCCGUUAUGAAAAAUGGUCUUCACACGUCAAUGUCUUUGAAAACAUGCUUUCUAAUCAAGUUAACGAUUACGUGCAUCAUCAGAGGCUUUUGCAACUACAGAAGGGUACUUGGGUUUAUGCCGACAACCCUAUAGACAUAAACAUUAAGUUCCCACGAGUAUAUUUCAUGGUCCUAUCAGCGAACCAAGUCAAUCUUCUGGUGAAAGAAUUUCCAAAAAUAAGUGAGCGCACCCCACUCAUUGAAGAUAAUGAAAUUUUGGCUUCUUCAGACACGCAGCAAAAUUCUGAUAAACAAAACACUAUGGUGAUACCUCUGUCUUCGAUCAGCACUUUCAAAAGCAAAGAAAUUCUUUUAAAUGAUAAGACACCUCAGGACUCUCAUCUGGUGAACGUCAUACAAAAGAAUUUUUACACAGAGGUUGAAUUAGUUGAUAAGAACAAUAGAUCUGUUCUUAAGAUUUUUUUCGAUACGAAGGAGGCCAUUUACUCAUGGCUGGACGGUAUUCAGUUAGUUUCUUCUGCCAAGCACCCGAACGGUCUUUCACAGGGAACCAUGGAUCAGGUUGAAACUCUAAUAGAUAUUCGGAAAAGUGUGCAAAUGAUAAAUUUGGCUGGAGAUGAUGAUAUGAAACCGGUUGAUUAUAGCCAAGAUGAUGAAGAAUACUACGAUAUCAACACCCUAAAAGGAUUAACCAGAGACUUUUAUUACGAGUGA